AUGAGCACCUCUCAAGAUACAAAAUAUGACAUCUUGUCUGCUAUAACGGAAUUCUUUAAUCUAUCCAGCAAGAAUCAUCAACUCCCUCAUGAAUAUGCGCACGAUUAUCUCAUCAAGGAUUCUUACGUCAUUCAAUCGUCGCCCAACACCCUAGAAAAGACAACUCUCGGGGAUUUAUUCUCAGGCCAAAACUCACCAAAACAACAAAUCGACUGGGCUAUAGAUGAACCGCAGGAGGUAUUUGUCCACGAGAAGCUUGCUGCUGUGUGGACAGGUUGGUCUAUUCGCGCAGAUGAUGGUUCUAUUAUAAGCCACAAGAAGGGUCUUGUUGGUCUAGCAUUCACGCAAGGACGAUGGAAAGUCUCAGGUCUUGCGUCUACGGAACGAUCUAUCGAUACGCCCAACCCAAAAGAUAAAACUCAUCUUGAGCAGGAAAUCAUGAAGCCCAUCAAUGCACUCCUCGACGACUUUUCUCAUCCGGAUUGGGAUACACUUAAGGAAUGGUUCCUCCCGGAUGCAGGUGUGACUCUGUACCGUCCACCCUCUGAGCCAGCGCCCAUGACAUUGGAACAGUCCAUCCGACGUCUACAAAACAUGAUCAAGAGCGGUAUUACCAUACAGGAGAAGCUUCACCACGCGCAGGUACGAAAGCAUGGGGACUUGGCUUUAGUAUGGGCGCCUUUUGUAGUGGAAAUUAACGGACAGGCUAUGCAUCACGGAGUGAAUGCGUUUACACUGUUCAAAAAGAGUAACAAGUGGUGUUUCGGAGGAUGUCAGGACUAUGGGGUUCCUAUAAGCGGAUGA
Molecule: messenger RNA, 804 nt
Organism: Fusarium venenatum
Lineage: Eukaryota; Fungi; Ascomycota; Sordariomycetes; Hypocreales; Nectriaceae
Source: RefSeq, a predicted model, not a curated record